Lobosporangium transversale is the source of this 1045-nucleotide messenger RNA. RefSeq lists its product as hypothetical. The transcript has 2 exons. The record is from RefSeq and is a predicted model, not a curated record. Bases 151 to 972 code for a protein of 273 amino acids. Lineage: Eukaryota; Fungi; Mortierellomycota; Mortierellomycetes; Mortierellales; Mortierellaceae.
CUUCAAGUGUAUUCCGUGAAGUUGUUGGCGAAGUAAAAUUUUUACAUAUAUAUUCAACGAGUUUUUUUUUGUUGUUGUUCUACAACUUCCCUUCAUUCAUUGCUUUUAAUUGACAAAAAUAUCUUCAAGCGAUAAAAGAGAGUAAACAUCAUGGUUCGACAUGAAAUGAAGGAAGGGAACAUCAAGAUUGCAUGGGGCUAUGACGAUGGACUUUUAGGAUAUUUUUUAUCUGUCUAUGACGAGCGCCUGAAAUGGAAGGGCAACUCGAGCGAAGAAGUCAAUAGUAUUUGUGAAAAGGUCUGCUCGACUGGAGAUGGUGCAUACUUUGAUCUAAACACCUACCCCUUUGGUGGAUUUGGGUACAAGGUCUCAGAGAAAACAAUGUUUGCCUUUAUGAGGCGAUAUGGAAUUGACCCCACCAAAGUGAAUCAUCCUACAGGUGGUAUCGAGGUAAAUAAGGGUCAAGAUAAAAAAGCUACUUCAGCACCUACGGCAGCCAUUCCUCAUGGAGUCCAGAGGAUGAAUGAAGAAGCAACGACGCCAGAGAUGAGGAUCGACCCCAACUAUAUCAAACACCGAGAGACAAAGCUUCGAGAUGUGUUGGAGAAUACUACGCCAGGACAGACGCGAACCAUUUGUGUCAAGAGAUUUGACAGAACCAUCAGAAACCUUGCUCAAGAAUACGACGUUAGCCUUAUGCGUGGACCCAUGAGCAAUGUGUUGCCUACAGUGAGCCUUGAUGAUUUUCAGAAAGGGAAAGGGGCUGGAAUCACGUUCUACUUAUCAGAGGAAGGAUGUGAAGUUGGCUUCAAGGAGUGUGCUCAUCCAGAUUGUUGUAUCCCUGAACGAGGUGAACGACAUAAGAGAUGUAAUCAAUGCAAGAAAGCAAUUUAUUGUUCCCGGACGUGCCAAGUCGCUGACUGGAAGCAUCACAAGAAGACCUGUAUACCAAGUGAACAGGCAGAGAAAUAAGUAGGGGAUGAAAAAAAAUAUUAACGCAAUUAACUCAAAAAGUAAUGGAUUCUCCAACCUUAGUAAAUCAUAG